Molecule: messenger RNA, 1497 nt
Organism: Penicillium macrosclerotiorum
Lineage: Eukaryota; Fungi; Ascomycota; Eurotiomycetes; Eurotiales; Aspergillaceae
Exons: 3
Coding region: 1-1497 (498 amino acids)
Source: RefSeq, a predicted model, not a curated record
AUGCCGCUCCAUACCGGCCAUAAUUUGCGAACUAGAAAGACGAAGAAGGAGAGCAAAAAAAGGACGUCAUCGACAGUUUCUUCGUCUUCGCCUACAAUCUCACAGACCGGCCGUACCGGAAGUCCCAAGACCACCGAAACGGCCUCCUCCCCAACCGAACGAUCCAAUGGAUCUAAAUCAGCCCUGAAACCGCCGGCGGCUUCAGAGGUUGCGCCAGAUAAACCGGCGGAGCCGGCGAAAAGUGUGCCUAAUGUAUUCGAGUUUCUUGAUGACAGCGAUGAGUCCUCAUCAGAUUCAUCGUCCGAUGAUGGAGAGCCUGCCUCAUCGGUUGAGGCGCGAGCCAUUACCAAGAUUCAAUCUCCAAAGCCUCGAGCCAGUCCUAUCCCACAUGCGCUGUUGGCCUCGGCCAACACUCCCUCGAAAUCAAUUGUAACAUCCUCGCCUGCGCCAUCAAGAAGUUCUAGCGACUCACGUCCACCACCAGCGGCACCGGCGCCCGCAUCGACAGAGAAACAGUUGCAGGUGGCCCGGAAACAACCACCCUCGCGAAAAAUGUCCCCUGUUGAGGAUAUCCCUCCCGAGCAGCAUCAAUUGCAGCUUACUCGCCCGGAAAGUUACUAUGUCUCACGAGACGCUGCCUCCAUUCACCGGCCGCCACUUCCACCCUCUCCUCCAAGCAGCCCAGAAGAUAGUAUCCAUCGCGGCACAUCAGUCAGGCGUAGAGACUCGAGCGCAUUGCAAUCAACAUCAGGCUAUGGCCUUCUUGCUACCCACCUGACGCAUUCUGCCGGCGAGGAAAAGGUGGGGUUUGCACCUCUGUACCGACGCUUUGAAAGCGUCAAUCAUCGCGUCCUUUUACAUCUCCAGGAUGAGAUCUCUCAGAUGGAGGAGGACCUCAACACACUCGAUAAGUAUGAGGAGAUGCACCGGGUAGCCACCGCCAAGCAAGAAGGCACCCAGCCUUUGCCUGCUUCCCGUCGGGUUGAUGUUCAGUCCCAGGCGUAUUCGUCGCUGCAUUACCGACGCAUGGAUGUGAUGGCUGCUCUUAUUGAAAAAACGGAGCAGUACAACAAUGCCCUCAGUGCAUAUAGUAAAGUGCUUCAGACCCUACCCCAGGCCUCGGGGGAAGACGUCCAAAAUUAUCGGACAUGGAUGAAAGCGAAUACCCCCAUUGCCGCCGCCGAAAGCCGGUUUUUGGACCAGGAUGCCGACCUUGUAGCUUUGACUCCUCGUCUUGCUGCCUCUGCAGCGGCGGCACCCGUGUACAUGGCCAUUAUCAUCGCAUCUGGCGCCUUGUUGCUUCCCCUACUAGCAUUCAGCAUGAUAGCAGAGUUCUCAGGCCGCCUUGUUGUCGUAACUGUUACCGGUGGAGCGGCAGCUGCUAUCGCUGCGAAUUACUCAGCCGGGAUCGAAGCACUUGUCGAUUCAAAAGAUGGAUGGAGAUGUGCGACGCUGUAUUUUGGUUUUAUGACCGUCGCCGCCAUGUUUAUCCCCUAA